UGAUGGUAUAGGUUAUGUGAAGAAAUGCAAAGAAACAUCUAUUAAUCUGGAGUACGGGUGAUGGGUUGCCUACGAGCCGCGAAAAAGUCAAGUCAAAGAAACAACUAAGAUAACGUUAUCGAGAACUUGUUUAGAGAGGUGAAGAAAUUGGGUACAAAAAAGACGUUUCUAAAAAUACAGAAUUUCUUCUUGUCACAUUGUUGUUAAGCCACGCGAAAUGAAAACAGAGAAGAAACCUAAGCCUAAGCAAAGAAGAAACAAAUCAGCAAAACCAGAUUUUAAGCAUGCAAAGCGUGAGAAAAACUUUGUAAAAAAAUCGAAGAUAUUGUACAAGAGAAAAUUCAACACUCCGUUGACCAAACGAAAAAAACAGAAAAGUAUUUAUAACGCUGAAGAAGAAACCAGAUUAGAAAAGAUAGUCUUUGGCAAUACGAAUGAUAUCAUCGAUAAUUUGCCGGACGAUGAAACCGUCCUAUCGAAAGUAAAGGAUGAACUUGCUGAUGUCGACGAGAAAGACGUUCAAAAUGAAGAAAGAAAGGCAGCUUGGGUGGACGAUGAUGAUUUGAAUUAUGAUGUUGACACAGCUCUGAAUGCACAGAAUCGCAAAUUGCCAUGUAAAAGACCUGAAAAUUUGUAUACGACGUAUUUGAAAAACAGAUAUAAAUUGUUUGUUGGUGAUCCAAAAUGGGCUAAGUUAGAAAAGAAAGAAAAGAAUGAGGAAGAUGACAUAGAUGCUGAUGUCCUGAAGCAUAGUUGCCAUUUGGAAGCGCCAAAAAUAAAAAAUCUCCCGAAAAAUAUCAUUGAUCUCAAAGUGCUGAAUGCUUUGAACAAAAGUACUCACACGGAAGGUUUUAUUAUCUCAAGUGUGGAGUUUCACCCGUCGUCUACGGUAGCUUUGGUUGCUGGUUCGUCGGGCAUUUUGUCAUUAUAUCAGGUGGAUGGUCAUACAAACGACAAAUUGCACAGCAUGGAAUUUAAAAAGUAUCCGAUUAGUAAGGCGACAUUUAUGAAGGAGGGUACGGAAGUUUUGCUCGGUUCCCAAUAUUAUCCGUAUUGUUACACUUACGACUUGAUGAAUGACAAGGCAUACAAGCUACCACUGCCGCAUGGGAUCACGAAUAUGACGCGUUACGAGGUGUCUCCAGACGGCAAGUUCAUAGCGUUGCGCGGGAAACGGCGUGAAAUACAUUUGUUACACAGCGCUACAAAGGAACUGAUCGACACGUUCAAUAUGAACUCGAAAUGUAGAACGUUAGCGUUUACGCCAGACAGUAAAUCAAUAAUCACGCACGGCGACACCAGCGAGAUGUUCGUGUGGGAUCUGAAUACUCGAAAGUGUAUGAAUCGCGCCAUAGAUGACGGAUGUUUCUCUUGCACGUCGCUCGAUGUGUCGCCAAGCGGUCAGUUCGUUGCUACCGGCAGUUUGCACGGUAUAGUUAAUAUCUACGAUGCGAAAACGGUGCUGGAGCAACGAAGUCCCGCACCUCUGAAGACGGUGACGAAUCUUGUGACCAGUGUGACCAGCUUGAAGUUCAAUCCGACUACCGAGAUAUUGAGCGCCGCGUCGGUUGAAAAACACAACGCGUUCAGAAUGGUGCACAUACCCUCUUUUACUGUGUUCUCGAAUUUUCCGACUUUUCAAACCAACAUAGGCAUGCCGCAAACAAUCGCUUAUUCGCCCGGCAGCGGUUACCUCAGCAUUGCGAACAGAACGGGCUCCGCUUUUUUGUGUAGAUUGCGACAUUACGGAAAUUAUUAAUUAUAUGUUUCUUGGUAAUGUAUUAAAUUACAUUUAAAUUCCAAGAUUUAUGGCAAAAGCUUGUAUAAAUAAAAAUUUUUGCAUAAAUCUACGUUACUUUGUAAAACGAAGUAACUUUAUUUGGAGAUUAUCGUAAAUGAUUUUUCCUCUUUAUUUUAUUAACACUAUAAACUAUUUUUUUUCACAUUUAGCAAAAACGUCGAUUACAGCAUGAAGAAAAGUCCUUAAAAAAAAACCCCCCAAGAUUUCUUAAUACUUUGAACGCUUUGUGAAAAAGUGAAUCUCUUUACACAUACUUACACAUACGCCGUACGAAUCUUACACUUAUGGCAGUCUAUAUACUAGUUUUCCUUUUCGCUACACGCAUAUAAAUGAUUUGCUUUUAAUGUGUCUAUUCUUAUUUGAAGAACUUGGACUAUAAAACAAGAUCAGCGACAUUUAAAACGUGUUCACUCAAUUUUGUUUUACAUCCGACUCUCGUUUGUACUAAAUAUAAAUGAAGAAUGACGAUAUAUGUAUAUAUAUAUAUAUAUAUAUGUGUGUAGUUAUAGAGAUAAAAGUUUUUUAUAUAACAAAAUAUGUAUAGAUUUGAUAAUUUUCAUAUAUUUUAGAAAAGUAAUAUAUACGGAGUAAACGACAUUGAAGAUUUAUUCAACAUGUUUCAAGUUGAAUAUUUUUUUCUUAUAAAAAAUUUAUAUAGAGAUUGCCGCCUUUGGUCGUAUGUCACAUACACACACACAUAUUUGUACAUAUCGUUAUUGAAAAAAAUUCUACUCGAGAGAAAUGAUACAUAUUUUACCAGAACAAAUAUUCAGAACAACUUAUAUUUACGUGUAAAAUAACAUAAAUUAUAUAUCUUUGUGCGCGAUUUUCGAAUUGCAGCCUCACGUUUUUGUGAAUUAUUUCUCAUACCGGCGGUUUUAGUUCGUUUCGUUUCAAAGAGUUUAAGAAAACUGUGCGAUAUGUCGGUACUUUUAUCGAUGUGAGAAUGUGACGCGAAAACGCGAAAACUCCAAUCCGAAAACCACGCGCAAAAAACGUUUACGCAACACAUCUUCACGCGAAAGCAUCGUCUUAUGUGUACACGAUAUAUAAACUUUUAUACUGCAUAGUGCUCUAUUUGGCAUGUAAGACAUACUGUUUUGUUAUUACACUACGUUUUUGUAUACAACGGCACACAACUGUUUAAACAACACCGAAUCUCUCAUCCUCAUCAUUACUUGCGCUACGAGUGAUCGUCACGUAGCUGUAACAUGCGGCGAUAUAUCAAUUAAUAUCGAUACACUGUAAUAUAGUUACAGUAUAUAUUAGUACAGCGUCCGUGUGUGCGUAUACAUAUAUAUGGUAUACCCACGCACAUAGUUUUCUACCUUUCUCUAUCCCCACACACGCGUACCACGCAAUUACACUUAUGUACAUUAGUUUUAAUGGCAGAAUAGAAACGCCGAUAAGUGCAUUAUAGACAUAAUACUUAUUAUACAAGUACGUUGUCAAUGUACGUACGAUUAUAUAUAGCACCAAGUGUGUUGUGAGAAGUGGAACAUUUCACUGAGACAUUUUUAAACACAUGACAUUUUAUUACGAUUUACCUCUUCAGCAGAACGUCAACGGUUGUACAAGUA
Messenger RNA from Pseudomyrmex gracilis, 3381 nucleotides. It is a transcript of the gene wcd, whose product is annotated as U3 small nucleolar RNA-associated protein 18 homolog. The transcript is spliced from 8 exons. Gene Ontology annotation, biological process: rRNA processing. Bases 218 to 1759 code for a protein of 513 amino acids. NCBI's taxonomy places the organism in Eukaryota, Metazoa, Arthropoda, Insecta, Hymenoptera, Formicidae. The record is from RefSeq and is a predicted model, not a curated record. Gene Ontology annotation, cellular component: small-subunit processome; Pwp2p-containing subcomplex of 90S preribosome. Gene Ontology annotation, molecular function: protein binding.